AUUUUGAGAGCUCAAUCGGCACAGGUUACUAUGUCUGGACGCGGAAAGCAAGGUGGCAAGGCUCGCGCCAAGGCCAAGACGCGCUCGUCGCGGGCCGGGCUGCAAUUCCCCGUGGGCCGCGUGCACCGCCUGCUCCGCAAGGGCAACUACGCCGAGCGGGUCGGGGCCGGCGCGCCCGUCUACCUGGCGGCCGUGCUGGAGUACCUGACGGCCGAGAUCCUGGAGCUGGCGGGCAACGCGGCGCGCGACAACAAGAAGACGCGCAUCAUCCCGCGCCACCUGCAGCUGGCCAUCCGCAACGACGAGGAGCUCAACAAGCUGCUGGGCAAGGUGACCAUCGCGCAGGGCGGCGUGCUGCCCAACAUCCAGGCCGUGCUGCUGCCCAAGAAGACCGAGAGCCACCACAAGGCCAAGGGCAAGUAAAAGCCUGCAGCGACUCCAACAAGUCGAAACCAAAGGCUCUUUUCAGAGCCACCCACAUUGUCACUAAAAGGGCUGGUCUCUCGGUUUCUGUGUGGCAGGCGCCUCUUUCAAGUGACCCUACCACGCAGC
Artibeus jamaicensis (Jamaican fruit-eating bat) is the source of this 552-nucleotide messenger RNA. RefSeq names its product histone H2A type 1. Lineage: Eukaryota; Metazoa; Chordata; Mammalia; Chiroptera; Phyllostomidae. Bases 31 to 423 code for a protein of 130 amino acids. Gene Ontology annotation, cellular component: nucleosome. The transcript has a single exon. Gene Ontology annotation, molecular function: DNA binding; structural constituent of chromatin; protein heterodimerization activity. The record is from RefSeq and is a predicted model, not a curated record.